This is a messenger RNA of Nematostella vectensis (starlet sea anemone), 3594 nucleotides long. Its product is annotated as TELO2-interacting protein 1 homolog. Gene Ontology annotation, cellular component: cytoplasm. The record is from RefSeq and is a predicted model, not a curated record. The transcript has 8 exons. Gene Ontology annotation, biological process: chromatin remodeling. The coding region runs from base 133 to 3465 and encodes 1110 amino acids. Lineage: Eukaryota; Metazoa; Cnidaria; Anthozoa; Actiniaria; Edwardsiidae.
GUUCCGUAUCGAAUCCCUUCCAAUAUGUCCGCCAAAGUCAAGGAAAUCCUUUUUUUUUUUGUCUUACAUAGCAGAAGCAGGCCACACGAUGUUUAAACACACAUCCUAACAAAAGCGCAGCCUCAGUCAGCCAUGGCAGACGACCCAAGUCAGAUAUUUCAGAUGCUUAGGCCAAUUUGCUCCGAGGUGUCAAAAGGGCCAACGAGAAGCAACGUGCAAACGUUAGAGAAGUUGCUAAAAGAGCAACAUGGCGAACUGUUGACCAAACUGUCCGAGUACGUGCUCUUCCCUCUCAAACUAACACUGCAGCGUCAAGGAGUAUCGGAUGAUCUUAAGCACGAUGUAGUGCGCUGCAUGCAAACUUUGAUAAGCAAGAUUUACAUCUGCAAAUUUGCCAUCUUUGAAGAUGUCUACACCCUAUUGACCGUCAUGCUUAGUUUAAGGGAAAGUCCUGGGAAAUCAGCAAACAUUUCUGAGGAGAUGAAGCUUAGUAUAAUAACUUGUCUCUCUGCACUUUUAGAUAACACAGCCACAGUUAUAAAGGGACUGAUUUACAGCACACGUUUCUUGCCUGCAUUAGGCCAUGGUGUGUCUUUAUUACUGGAUGUGUCGGAGCAUGAGAAGGCACGGAAUUUGAAAAUCGAAGCUAUUCAUUGCCUUCAGAAGCUUUCAUUUUGCAAAGUAGAAAAGUCCAAUAGUAAAUCUGGAGGUGAUGAAUUGGGGGAUUCAAAAGAUGAGGUAGAGGUGUAUGUGAGAGAAGAGGCAGCCAAAGCUUUUGCUUCAUUUCUCCCUGGAAUAGCUAUGACUAUCUGCAGGAUAAUAUCGGGAGACCCACAACAAGGCCAUGCUGUUUUCAUAUCGGCGAUUAACUGUUUUCAGAAUAUUAUAGUUUUGGUUUUAAAUGAUAGAAAUUCUGUAACAGAUGAAUGGAAAGAUGAUAAUGUCAACUUUGCAAUUGCAAAACUUUGUUCAAGAAGUCAAGAUACUGUCAAGAAAGUAAAAGACGAAAGUGAGAUCACAAUGAAUGGGCAUGAUAAAUUACAGCAACUAAGAGUUAAUACAACUAAAGACUGGUUUAACUCCACUGCUGAAAAGCUUGAUUUGCUUCUUGGCAAGCUUUGUGCUGCAGCAUUAAGUAAUUCUAAUUGGAAAGUAUUAUUAGCAUUAGCAAACUUUUGUCACUGCCUUCUGAUGAACUCCCAUCAAACCCUUCAAAAGUCAGUACCACAACUCGUAGAGGUUCUUGUAGGACUAGGUGUAGAUAGCUUCCCUCAAGUUGCAGGUGAAAGUAAAUCACACUUGAAGGAGAUCUCAACCUGUGUGUUAUCAGGAGGGUCAUUUGGUGCGCUAUUGGAAGAAAACCUCCAUUCACUUCUGUCCUCUUUGCCAAGACUUCUCAGAACAGCAGAUGACACCAAAAAGCUGAGGACUUUGAAUUUGGUUUAUGGUUAUCUGAAUCUCCUCCAUGGACGGCUGAAAACACUCCUCAUGUCAAGCUCUCACUUGCAGAGACUCUCUCAUGCAUUUCUACAGGUAUUGGAAUUUGAGGUCUCAAAUGUGCAUAUUGUGGAAGAGAAGACUUUGUUAAUGCACAAGUCAGCUGUGCUGCCUUCCGACACACAAGGACAGGACCCUUUCUCAAUUCCUGUUGACAACGUCAUGACAACUCAGUUCCCAAAGUACUACUUCAAGCAUUUUGCUGAUAACAGGAUCAAGUCGAUGGUCACAUCUUGCUGUAGACUUCUGGGUUGCCAUGGUGAUGUGCCUCUGCUAGUAGACCAUUUCCUGGAAUUGUUCCAAGAAUCCAAGAUCCAUCGGAAGCAAUGUGUCUUAGUCCUCAAUGACAUUCUUUUAGGAACAUUAGACAGUCAAGCUAGAGAAGGUUCCCCUAUACCAUAUACAGCUGUUGAGUUGCUCCUCUCAGAAUACACUUCAGAGAAACAUUGGAACUUGGCCAUCUCCAAUGCCGCAUUCAAUGCAAACAGAACCAACACAGAGCGAGGCAGCAUGCAUCAGCCAAUAUCUCACACAGACCUCAGAACUACUGGCCUUAGCUUUGAAGAGCUGAAUAGCAACAUCCUGCUAGAGUGCCUCAUCCUGGAAGGCUUAGGGACUUUUGCGCGUAUACUUGGAAAACAGUUCCAAGAGUUCCUCAUAGAUGUGCUGUACUUGAUCUUGGAGAAACUUGGUAGUGACAAUGCAACAAUCAGUAGGGCUGCGUAUGGCACUCUGAUUCUUAUAUGCCAGAGCAUUGGCAGCAGAAGUCUAGAAGCAUUGAUCGCUUGCAAUGCAGACUACCUUGUAAACUCAAUCUCACUUGAUUUCAAGUACAUCUUCAUAAAUGGACGUGCACCACGCGUACUGCAGGUUAUGAUUGAGUACAGCAACUCUGACAUCUUGUCAAUUAUUGACGAUACUUUGAGUGACACAUUUGCAGUCAUGGACGUCUAUCCCGAUGAGUUCAUGCUCUCUCUGGUCAAAGUGCUUCAUGCUCUAGUCUGCGCACUCAGCAGGUGGUUUCCUGAUGAUUUUCCCAAAAACAAGCCAUCAGACACUGCUUCUAAGUGGAAAUCUGGCCACUCGAUCAUGUCACAUGCAAAUGCUGCCAACGGCUCUUAUGCAGACUCCUUGCUAAAUUUCGUGAAGGAGUACAAGAGAAAACGGCAAGUUGCCAUGGGGGAGGUGACAGAGGUGACAGAUGAGCAUCCAAACAAUGAUGCCAAGGAACCAGAUGACAUCACCUCAGACCAAGAGGAUAAGCCCCCACUUCAUGUCCACUAUGUCAAAAAGGUGUUGGACAAGUGCGUGCAUAUCGUAAGCAGUAGGUCUCUUGUGGUCUGUCUUCUUGUCCUGGACACCAUAGACGAGUCAGUUCGUGUCAUCCGCCAUCACGAGAACCACCUUCUACCCUUGAUUCACAAACUGUGGCCGCCGUUGGUCAGGCGCCUCAAACACCAGGAAGAGGUCGUAGUUGUCAAGGCAAUCGAAGUGGUGUGUGGCAUGGCGGAAUGCUCGGGAGACUUUAUGCGCAGACGAGUGGAGAAAGACGUCCUUCCCUGGCUGUUGCAGUAUCUUGAGCGUCAAGCUGCAGUGAGUGCAAAGGUGUCUGGCGCAGCGUACCUGCACACCAAGGCCUUAAAGUUACAACUAGCAGCGCUGCAUGGCUUGCGCCGGCUCUGUUCGCAAGUGGAGGUCGGCGAGACCGAACUAGAUCGCGUGUGUAAUACGUGCACUCUGUACCUGAGUGAUAGACAACCUCUAGUUUUACAGAAGGCUUGUAUGGCGGCUUUUGAGGCGUUCAUAACCCUUGAUCCAGAUGCCGUGUGGCUCACUCUCAACCAACUAUACUGCCCCGUGGAGCCCAAUCCACCACAGAACAUGUUUGUUCGUGUAAGCCUGGGAACCACAGAAAACAAAGAUCUAUCAGAAAAUGUGACUCGUUUAUUGAAGGAGUUCUAUCAAUAAGAAAUCGAUAGAGGAGGGACUUUUAUCCGAAAGAGCUAGAUAGGAGACAGUUCGUCAAUGAAGACUCAAUGGAAGAGCUUCUUUUAUCCGCUAGGAAGAGCUAAUAUCUGAAUAUAUUCUGCAAUGUUA